AUGUCAAACGCGCCACUCGAUGCAACCUAUACAGGUUUCAUCAAAAACACCGUCGAUGCUCUCCUGGUCUUCGAAGCCUGCUUGUCUGGUAACCUUCAGCAUGUGGCUCGACGACCACACGACCGGGAACGCCAGCAACUGAUCACAAGCGGAUCAGUAUUCGUCUACGAAGAACACGCCUCCGGGAUCAAGCGCUGGACUGACGGUGUCAAUUGGAGCCCAAGCCGAAUCUUGCAAAAUUUCCUGGUGUACCGGGAAAUGAACCAACCCUUUCCACCAGGAAAGAAGAAGCAGGCUAUGAAGAGGGACAAGAAGCCGCAGACUGGGGUUACCAAGGCUUACAAUCAACGAUCACGGGCCACAAGUUUCUCCAACAUGCCGAAUGGCUCUGCUGGCCCUGGCCCUGGAUUCGGUGCUGGCCCUGGAUUUGUUGCCGACCCUGGAUUUGAUGCUGGCCCUGGAUUUGGUGGCGGUGCUAGUACCGUUGCUGGUUUUGGUGCUGGUGAGCUUGGGGACGACGACCGGGAUCUGGUAGGGUCACUCAUUGACUCCUACGAUUUCAAGCCCAAUAGUCUUCUCAAGAAGACUAUUACCAUCACGUACAACGGCAUCCUCCACCACCUCGUUAGCUACUAUACUGUUGAAGAUGUCAGAUCAGGACGUCUUCUGAGACCUUCCCAGCACCCCAUACUUCGGAAACACUGUAUUCGAGAGGAACUCAUCAAUUCACAGAGUUUCCGUACACCGGUACAUGAAGAGCUGACUUCAGACGAGGAGAGACAACUCUGGCACUCACGGCAGGCCAUAAUGCCGCCACGUGAUCAGUUCACAUAUGCCGCCUAUCCCUACUCCGUCUACCCCCAGUACAUCCAGGCACAUUAUGACCCCGCAAUCCCUAAUGCCCCCGCACUCCCUAAUGCCCACCAACCUCAAGGUUUUGGUGUUGAGCACCAAAAUGUCUACGCCCCGCCACCCCCCCACAACAACAAUUAUCACCAUCACCAUCCUGGCGGUUACUGA
Molecule: messenger RNA, 1020 nt
Organism: Fusarium venenatum
Lineage: Eukaryota; Fungi; Ascomycota; Sordariomycetes; Hypocreales; Nectriaceae
Product: Gti1/Pac2 family-domain-containing protein
Molecular function (GO): DNA binding
Source: RefSeq, a predicted model, not a curated record